GAUUCUUUCAAAUAAUAAUAAUUGUAAAAAAUUUGAUUUAGAACUUUUUCAUGCGUUUAAUUACAUUUGAGCAGCAAAGUCAAUCUGACAUUGUUGUCAACACUUUAAUUGAGCGUCUAACGAAAUCGAAAAAUGAAACCCGCAUGAAAAGUUACAUUCUAAGAGAAUUACCAAAAGAAACUGAUCUCUAUGGUGGUGAAAAACAUGAAAAACUUGACAUGAAAUAUGUAAACGAAACAUUUAAGUACAUCAUUAAUGGCGUACUGUUUCCCAACUAUAGCAACAUUAAUUUGUAUUUGGCUGAAAUGAUUCAGAAUUCAGAUAAUUUAAAUUAUUCAAUUUUUAAGAAAACCGUGUAUAAUCAUCUCUUGCAACAUCACUUCAAUUGGGAGUACUGUUCGCAAAAAAAUUACACAUCAACACUACCUCAAUUGACAAUUAAAAAAAUUUUCGACGACUACAUUUGGUCAAUUUUUCCCCAACCCGAAGAAGACAUGAGCAUAAUGGACGUUAAAUACAUUUAUUCAAUGGUAGGUUUAAAUAUCCUCAGGUCCACGUCAUCGGAUGAACCAAAUCUUUCGUUCUCGGAAUAUAUUUUAAUCACGCGACAACUUGAUUUGCAGCAUAUCGAUAAUGAAACCUAUAAAAUUGUAUUACCGUAUUUCUCAACUGCAGCUUUAUUUUUUUAUGCCUCUAAAGGCAAAGGAAUAAAUAAAAUUAAUUUAAAUGAUGAAUUUUGGAGAGAAGCUUAUAAAAUUUUAUUUACCGAAAUUGAUAUCAAAAUGAAUGAAAUUGUAAGUAAAGAAAUUGAGAAUAGUUUGCCUUACAAACUGGAAAGGCAAAUCAAUAAUACCAAAACUCGGACGAUGAUUGCCCGAGAAAUACUUAGUCUUUAUUGUUUUAAUUUGGGUGACAAUAUUGAAAAAUUUGUGUACUUGUAUAAAACCGUGUACCUUUGGACACUAAAAUUAGUACUCCAGCAGAGUUGCUUUACAAGUCAUUUUCCAGAUUUAGAUAAUGUAUUUCUUAAGCAAUUUCCAAAAAUAGUGAAACUGUACAAACAAAUUGAAAGAAAUGCAAUUACGAAAGUCUUAAUAGAUAGUGAAUUAUUUAAAAAAAUUAAUUUAAAUGAAUUUAUAUUUUCCGCAAAAGUAGAAUACCGUGAAUGUGAUAUGUGCCCAGCUGAAAUAGUAAAACUAAACGAGAACAUAUAUACACUAUUUGCAAUAGCUCAUAAAAGAGUAAAAGAAUUUUACGCUAUUAGGCAGAUGAAUGGAGAAUUGACAUUAGUUAAUGUCAAUGGAAAUCUAACAAAAUUUAUUCGUUCCAUUGUUACUGAUAAUGCCAAAUCAUAUAAAAUGAACUUAUAUCGAUACUCAACGUAUAAAUAUCCGAAUGAAAAUUAUACAUUUUUUGUUGAAAGAAUUGCCGAUAUGAAGACAAAGGCGUUUAUAACAAACAUGAUAGAAGUAUAUAAAGAGAAAACUCUUGGGGAAAAAAUUUUAAAUGUCGUGAAAAGUUUUAUCCCAUUAUACAAUUGUAUUGAAAGUUCAAUAGCAGGUGACAAAAUUGGAGCCACGAUAAGUUGUAGCCUGGAUAUUUUAAGUUUUAUUCCAGUUGUAGGUUUUUGGGCCUCAUCUUCAUUUAAGGUAGUCAACAGUGUCGAAAGUGCAAUUAUUAAGAAUGUUUUUAUUGCAAACGCUGUUGCAAAGACAUCCGAAAUUGUGACCAAAAUGUCAUUAACUACAGCGUUAAAGACAAUUGCAAAAGAUUCUGUUAUAACAAUCGCAAAACAAAUUUUAACUAAAGAAUUCUUUAAAGGUUUAACAAUAGCCUCCCUUCGAACACUAGAUCCUGGAUUUGAAUUACUUCACUCAAUGGGCCGCUUUAGUUUUAAAAUGUUAGGAAAACUGGUUAAAAAUUUUGAAUUAAUGUUUAAAACUAUAUCACAAGCUAAAAAUUUUAUAUUAUCACUGAAAACCUUAUUAAUGAACAUGAAACGAAAUAUACAUCUGUUAACUGACAUAAGGGGAUUAGUACCAAAGGUUUUAUUGAAGAAAAAUAAUUAUGACAUUGUUAGAUACCAUUAUCCUGGUAGUUCACGUUUAUUUGGACCUGAGUACAUAAGAUCAAUUGACACAAUUGCCGAAUUAAGAACCGUGCAAGGAGCUUCAUAUAAGGUUCCAGUUGUUCCAGUAAAAUCAUCCGGUGAAAUUUCUUACAAAGAAUUCGUUCCAGAAAUGAACAGUAUAAUUGGACCCGAAAUGAAAAUGGAUAACAAUGAUCUUCUUCGUCGAGUUAAAUAUAUGGUAGCGGAUAUGGUUGCUAAUGGACCAGAAAUGAAAAUAACUCGUGAUUAUCAAGUCUAUCCUAUUACAAUAGAAUGGAAAAUAAAACCUGCGAAUGAAUACGACGGAAAAUUAGUGUUACAAAAAGCAUCUCAACCACUUUCGGAUGAAUCCAAUCUGUUAGAAGAAAUAAAUCACAAUGUUCAGUCACAGAAGGGAAACUUAGAGUUACAAAAAGUACCAGAAAUUUUUGAACAAUAUCAUCAUAAAAAAUUUUCUCAUGAAAAGAGAAAAAAUCCAAAUAUAAUGCGGGAAGAUAUGGAAAAUAUUAAUCAACAUCUACAAAAAGCAGAAGAAUCAUUGAUUAAUAUCCCUAAGACUUCAAUACAAUCUGUACAUGAAAAACCAAACACAAUCAUUAAAGCAGGUGAUAUAUCAAAUAGUUUCGAAUAUUCAACACCACAACUGCAAAGAUUACAAGAAUUUGCGAAUAGUAUCCCAGGAACGUCGAGACAAAAUUUCCAAAUUAACCCAAACAUAAAUAUUGAAAAAGUCGAAACAUUAUCAGAAAAUUAUGUUCAUUCUUCGCCAUAUGUGAAAGAAAUACUAGAACAAGUGAAAAAAAAUCAAUAUCUAAAUCCAGAUAAAAUAAAAUUAGAUACAAUUUCAGGAAAUAUAGAAAGUAUUGCAACACAUCAACAUAACAAACCAAAAACAUUGGAUUUGGAUGAUAUCCCCGGAACGUCAAAACAAAAUGUACAUAAAAAUUCAAAUUUAAACAAAAAAAAUGUAAAUACAUUAUCCGAAGGUCUAGAGAACUCUGCACAUCUACCAGUACAAAGACUGUUACCUAACUCCGGGUUUAAAAUAAAUGAAUUUCAACUUAAUCCAAACUUCUACGAAGCGAUGUUAAAAACCCCAACUUACACAGAUUAUGUAGAUGUAUUAAAAUUAUGGAAAUACCAACGUUUAAGCGUUAUGAUGAAAAAAGAAAGUAAAAUGUUAAAUUUACGUUAUGCUUUAAAUAAUCUGGCUCGUUUUCAAAUAGAUAAAAGAUUUCCAUUAAAAAUACCACGUAAACUCUAUUUCACUCAAGAACUUAGCGACAAUGAACUUUCAAAUUUGUUAAAUAAAUUGAAAACAAAAGACUUUUUCUUUAAUGACAUUACUAUUUUGACAAAUAAAGAAUCAAUGAUUUUAGAACCAUCAUUAAUUUCAGGAACAGAAGUACGUUACAGCAUAACAACUACUUCUGCAUAUGGAUUUGUAGACUUAACUAAGUUUCAUAAAGACUUUGAAAAUGAUUACAUAACAUUUAGCGAUGUUUUAUUUACAUUAAAGGAUAUUUCUGAUGAUGAAAGUAACAAAAUUUUAAAUAUUGAAUUAGAGCAAAAGAAAAUAUCAUUUAAUUCUUGGUAUCGUUGUUUAGAUUCGGAUUUGAGACAAUUGUAUCAGUUGGAAGAAAAUGCACAAUUAUCAAGAAUGAAAGAGAUUAAAAAUGUUGCCAUUUUAUUAUCUAACAAUCAUCCUUUAACUAGCUUAAAGGCAGUAAGAAACAAUCUUCAAGAGUAUAUUUUAAGCACAAAACCAAGUUUAGAUGUUCCAAGUUAUCAUGAAUUUGCUAAUGAAAUGAUAAAUGGUAAAUUUACGCAUUCUUAUCAGGAAUGGAAAAUAAAUGCUCAUCCCUAUAUUUUGGACGUGUUACAUAAAAGAUAUUUAGAUAGUAUUUCUACAGUGAAAGAAGCAGAAAAAAGAAUUAAAGAAAUAUAUGGUUUCUUUUAUUUACAAAAUAUAGAUGAAGCUUUUUCUAAAUAUAAUAAAAUCAAAGAUAUUAGACAACAUCUUCGAUUUGAGGAUUAUUAUAUUUUGUAUUCCUACACGCAGAGAAAGAGUUUAUUAAAUAUUAGUGGACAAAGACGAAUGGAUGCUGCAAUUAAUCGACUUGCACUUAGACAAAGUGACACAAAUAGAGUAGAUUUAAUGUUUCAUCGUGCUGAAAUGAUUAGUAAAGAUUAUGCUUCGCGUCUUUUAAAUUUCAAGAAAAAAAAAUUUAUUACACUUAAUGAGCAUAUGAUAGUGUAUCCAGAUCGUGAAAGUGAAUUAGCAAAUUGUCUAAAUAUGAAGCGUAGUUCAUCAGAAAUUCCGUUAUUAAUGGAUAUUAGAUUAAAAAAUACGGCCGGUCUUGCUGACAUUGGUAAUGUUAUUUCCGAGGGAAAUCCAUUUUAUGUCAUGUCAUCGAGGUCUGAUCUUAUAUUGGAGAAUAUAGUAUAUCUUGACAAAAUUGGAGAUACGGAAGUGUUGAUUAUGAAAAUGGUGGAUGGUGGAAGUUCAACGGAAAAAAGAAUGGUUAAUAUCGCAAAGAAUCUUGAGCAAUUAUAUUCCACAGAUACCAAGUUUUACUCGGAAUUUGGUAAUUAGAUUUCUGUAAAAUUCCUUGUUUUUAAAAUAAUAGAUACAGUACGUGCAUGUCACAUAUAUAUAUAUGACAUUAAUCAACGUAUUGGUGUUGGGAAAAAAUAUCUACUUCUUAUCUAGUAUGUAAAAUUAUCAUCUCUGAUGAUUUCAAUUUAACUAAUUCGAUGGUACAUAAACUGAGUUGUGAGGUUAAUCAUUUUUAUAGUGAUCUUCACUUUUUUGGUCCCUUAAUACAUUUAUAAAAGAUUUACGUAAUACAUUUUUUUCGAUAAGCAAUAACAAUAAUGUAUCCAAAUAAAUAAAUAUUACAUUCGUUAUGAAAAAAUUA
This is a messenger RNA of Leptopilina boulardi, 5031 nucleotides long. RefSeq lists its product as uncharacterized. The coding region runs from base 51 to 4706 and encodes 1551 amino acids. The record is from RefSeq and is a predicted model, not a curated record. The transcript has 2 exons. NCBI's taxonomy places the organism in Eukaryota, Metazoa, Arthropoda, Insecta, Hymenoptera, Figitidae.